Prinia subflava (tawny-flanked prinia) is the source of this 4136-nucleotide messenger RNA. RefSeq names its product interleukin 12 receptor subunit beta 2 (gene IL12RB2). The transcript has 18 exons. Gene Ontology annotation, molecular function: protein binding. NCBI's taxonomy places the organism in Eukaryota, Metazoa, Chordata, Aves, Passeriformes, Cisticolidae. The coding region runs from base 139 to 2595 and encodes 818 amino acids. The record is from RefSeq and is a predicted model, not a curated record.
CGCCCGUGGUGUCCCGGGUUAAACUCACCCCAACCCCGGCGCGGCCUCGCGGAGCUGGAGCUGAGCUGGGACGGGCUCUGGAAAAGGAGAAGAGCCCCGGGAACCGAUGAGGACAGAGGGGACACAAGAGGCACCAAAAUGCCAUUUCCAUGGAUCGUGCCCUCAGCGCUUUGGUUGGUGCUGCACGUCACGGCAGGGCUGUGCAGGAGAGGGGCAGUGGGCGCCAGCAGGGCCGUGGGGGUCUGUGCCCGGGGCAGCAUCACGGCCAGCAGCGCCCGCGCCGUCCCGAGUGGCACCAGCGUCACCCUGCGCUGCCAGCUGCCACCCACCCAGCCCUGGUGCUGGGCUGCCCUCUUCCUCAACCACUCCGAGCAGGCCAGGACCAAGGGAGGCUCAGUGAACAAAACCCUCCUGGUCACCACCUAUGGCAAGCACACCUUCACCUGCAGAACCAUCUGUGGAGACAGGACAAGAGUCCUCUGUGGAGUCGACAUCCAGUGUGGGAAUCCUCCAGAUGAGCCCAGGAACGUGUCCUGUAUCCAGGAUGGGACACGGGGACGUCCCACCUGCACCUGGGACAAGGGAGGGCUCACCUACCUCCCCACCUCCUAUGGAAUAGAGCUCUCCAACGGGACUGGUGCCUUUUGCUUUCCAGAAGAAUCCCCGGGUCAGGUUCUGGGCUCUGCGGCUCUGAGCCAGCUGGAUUUUGACUCCAAUUACACCCUGGUGGUUUUUGCCUCCAAUAAAUUAGGGAAUGCCUCCUCCCAGCCUCUCACCUUCACGCUGACAGACAUAGUGAAGCCGCGUCCUCCUGAAUUUCUGGUGGAGUUUGACAAUUCCUCUGGCACCAGCUGCAGCCUUUCCUGGCGGGAUGGAGCUGGAGCACAGCACUGCAGGCUGAGGUACCGGCCCUUGGGCAGCCCCGGGGCCUGGAGCACGGUGGAAAGCUUCAACAGGGAGAAAUAUCAUCUGCAGGGGCUGGAGCCUGACACAGCCUACGAGUUCCAGGGGAGCUGCAGGCUGCAGCCCGGCCGGGGGCUCUGGAGCGCCUGGAGCCGGCGGGAGAGCCACAGCCCUGCCGCGGUGCCAAGGGGGAUCCUGGAUGUGUGGUACCGGCAGCAGGACCUGGGCCCUGGGCACCAGAACCUCUCCUUUUUUUGGAAGGCUCUGAGCAGGUCCGAGGCAGGAGGGAGAAUCCUGGGAUACACGGUGACCUUGGAAGCGCUGGAGCAGGGGGAGCAGCCGGCGCAGUCCCACCAGACCGGGCAGAGCAGCUUCUCCAGGGUCACCCCCAGGGUGGCGCACAGGGUCACGGUCACCGCCCGCACCCGCGGGGGCCGCUCCCGCCCCGCCGCCCUCCUCACCCGCCCGGGCAGCCCCGAGCUGCCCCCUCCCCAGCGCGUCUCUGCCGCGGCCCUGGGGAACAGCAGCAUCCUGGUGAGCUGGAGCCCCCCCGAGGGCCCCGCCGUGCCCGUCGGGGGGUACCUGGUGGAGUGGGCACAGCCCUGGGGGCAGCCCCAGCACGCCUGGGUGAGGCUGGCCCGGUCCCAGCUGUCCACGGUGAUCGCAGAGCACAUCAGAGAUGAAGUCUGCUACCAGAUCCACGUGUCUGCGCUUUAUCAGGACAGAGCUGGGCAGGCAGCCUCAGUCAGGGCAAACUCCACGGCGCAAGCCCCCUCAGCUGGGCCCCAGAUGUUCACCACCCCCUGGGCCAGCGGCGUCCUGGUUUCCUGGGAGGAGGUCCCGGGUCCCCAGCAGAGGGGCUGCAUCACUGGGUACCACAUCUACCUGCACAGGAGGGACAGGCAGGGCCAGCCCCAUGUCCACGCGGUUCCCGCGGGGAGCGCUCCCCGCUCCCUGCACAUCCCGGACCUGGAGCCCGGGGAGUGCCACGACCUCUGGGUGACAGCGGCGACAGCGGCCGGGGAAGGGCCCCGGGGCAACAGCGACAGCGUCUGCCUGGAAAGUGCUGGGGGCGGGCUGACCCUGGUGCUCACCUGCAGCUUCCUCAUCCUCUCAGCCUGCGUUUGCUCCGUGCCUCCAGCAAGGAGAGCGUUCCAGUGGCUCCUGUCCCUCCUCCUGCCUCAGUGGCAGAGCAAAGCCAUCCCCGACCCUGCCAACGCCUCGUGGGCCAAGAGCUUAACGGCUGCCAAGGCGGAGCUGAGCGCUCCCUGCAGCCCCUCCCUGCCCAGCGGCUUCGAGGAGCCCGACACGAGCCCGGUGGAGGAGACGUGGGAGCGCCCCGAGCCCCCCGGCCCUGGGGACAAGCUGGCGGUGGGCAGCGCUGGCAGCGGGGGACACGGGCACUGGGCACCGCCGGGCUCGGCAGAGGAGCAGCAGCUCCCGGAGCUCUACCGGAGGCUGCUGGCGGAGCCCCCCGAGCCCGAGUACAUCUCCAACCCCGGCACGGCGGCUCCGGCCCCGGACACCGCCCCCGAGCCCAGCCCGCUCCCCGCGCUCCCCAGCGCCUUCCUGGCUCCCGCCCUGUGCUGCGGAGGGAGCCUGACUCUGGACAGAGUGAAACUGGACUGCGGCUCCUUCCCCAGUGUUUCAGGACAGCCACUCCAGUCGCUCACAUGUGACACCUCCAAGUGACAAAACCCUUCCCAGUCACAGCUGAGCUCUGCACGCUCUGGGAUCAGAGGCACAGCUGGGGAUGCCACAGCUGGAUCUGGGGGAUUUGGGGAGCCCUUCCCGCAGCCUGGGCUGCCUCAAGCCCUGUCCCACAGCCCGGCUGGGCCCAGCCCAGGAUCAGAGCUGGGAAUCAGCACUUCCUCCAGAAAGAGCAGGGAACUGCAGAAGGGAAGGACGGGACAGCUCAGCACCUCUGGUUCCUCCCCGGUGACACCAGAGCCCCGAGGGACACUGCCCCAGAGCCAGGCCCCUUCCUUGCCUCAGCGCAGGGCAGGAAAAUUCCUCACCACAACUAAAAGCAGCAGGCAGGAUCUGUACUCAGUCCAAUGGAUUGUCAAGAGGAAUUUAAGUGAUUUAUUGGAGUGUUCUAAUUACGGGCUGGAAGGGUGUUACACAUUUAAUGACUUUGUUUACCAGAUGUGUGUAUAUAAAUAAAAUGUUGGAAAUCUGAACUUGCCUUCCUGUUGUUCUCUCUGUUGUUCCAGCUUUACGUAGAACAAUUAAAAACAAAGCUGAAAUGCUGCAGUUAGAGAUGGAGUAGUCCAGGUAUGAACUUACCUGGAGCAUCCUCUGCAUCCCAACAAGCUGCUGAUGCCACCAUUCAAGUGCAGAUUUGGGUACUGCCAAGCACCAGCUCAGCCAUUUCUCUUUGGGCUCCUGAGGUCUGGUGUCACCUGUGCCACCUGGCUGGGUGUCAUAAAGGAAAACUUCUCACUCAGAACGGGGACAGACAUCCAAAAACCCAACUUGCUGCCUGCUCUCCACACCCUGCCUGGGAACCACCCUGGCACGAGGAUUCUGCUUCAGCAGCACAACUCAAGUCAGCUCUGCAAACCAAACCAAACUAGAAAGGUAGAUUAGAUAAUAGGAAAAAAGGGGUUUUUUAUAUAUAAAACACUAAUUUGCUAUUCCUAUCUUUCUGCAUAUUUUCUACCUCAACAUAAGAGAAUAUUGGAAUUCAUCUCCUCUCUGUAAAUCUCCAACUCAAUCAAGAUCUGGGGUUUCGUGUCCAGUCUUACUCCAAGAGACAAGGAGCAGAGUUUGUAACUCCAGUCUGGCAGUCUCCCAGCAAUGGCUCUGAGCACCCCAGGAGUGUUUUCCCCUCAGGACACCCCUUCCAGCAGGACUGUGGGGUCUGGCUCUCCUGGGGACACCCCAGGCGUGGAGCCGGGGGGCAGAGCAGCCCAGCAGUGCCAGGGCAGGGAGUUUGGAUCCUGGAAUGACUCUGGGAAAGCAGCAGGCGGGCAGAGCUGCAGGUGGCACCUUUGGGUGUCAGUGCUGGGUUUGUUAAAGCAGAGCUCUGCCUGUGCAAACCCAUCCCUGGGGGCAGAGCUGUUACAGGUGAGGGUGGGCUCAGCUCCUCCAGCCGCUGCCACCACACAUUCCCACGGAUUCCUGACAUUCCAGGAGAAUCCAUGUCCUUUCCCACACAGCUAACUCCUGGAACUGUUCAAUCAACCCCCCCUGCUCCCCCACCACCUCCCACCGUUCCAGCUCUGAGA